Messenger RNA from Schistosoma curassoni, 5826 nucleotides. NCBI's taxonomy places the organism in Eukaryota, Metazoa, Platyhelminthes, Trematoda, Strigeidida, Schistosomatidae. The record is from the annotation of a GenBank genome assembly.
ACUUCUAUGAAUUCGGUGUUCAUCUUAUUGUGCUAACGAGGUGUGAUCACUUGGAACGAUGUAUAUAUAUGCCUGGUCCUACGUUGUAGCUGACUGACCCCUUGUAUCACUAAUAACAUAAAUCGAUGAAAUCAGUCUGGAUUUUCUAUGUAUACAUACAUUAACUUUUCAGGUAUACUUCAAGUAAUAGGGUUAUUAGUUCAGGUCGAAUUCAGGUUAUGUAAAGCAUAAUCACGUAAACCGGCAACAUACAGAUUCGAUCAAUAUGUAUGAUUAGCGUUUUCCUAGUAUCACAAACAUUUCUGCUCAGAAAUGCUAUUCUAAACGAGAUUUUCAGAAAAAUACUUCAGAUAUUGUGUUUAUUCAUUGCAACGGACAUUUCUUAAGGCUUUUUUUCUUCCUCGACUUUAGUUUCACAUUCUAAACUUUUAACGAUAUUCUCAUCAAUACAUAAGCAUUUCAUAAUUUCCUGUUCAAGUGAGUUUCGAUUGAUCUGGAAUUGUAUAGCAAUGAAAAGUGUGUUAUGAAUAUUUGUACAUACUCAAUAUUUCCGGGCAUUAAAUAUAAUCAUAUUCCUUAGUAUAAAGUUGGCCCUUAAUGCCUUCAAUCUAAAAUGGUCCCAUGACAACAUCAUCCAGUAAAUAUCGUACAAUAAGUCUUUUUUUUUAAAAAAAUGAAUUGCUAGUGGUGGGGUCAUAGCUUGUAUUAAUUUGGUAGAAUGACUAUGUCAUGAGGUGUUUGUCGAUGUUGUUCAGUUUUCUCACUUUUAUUCACCAUUCUCACGGAUAUGUUUUUAGAUUAAAAACUUCGUCUAAUACUUUAAGGAAUAAUCUACUGUUUGGAGUUUUGAUCUAAAGAUGUACCGACGUUAGAUUCUUCUUGUAUGAAUAUGCUAAUUAAAAAAUGAAGUAGCUGUUUUAGGUCGUGAAACGUUGUUAAAGUAGGUGUUUUCUUCAAGAGUACUUAAUUAUAGAUAUGUUCAAAGAAUUUACAACAUUAUCAUAAACUGAGUAGUUAGUUGAAAUAUCCUAACCAACUAUGGCUUAGUAGUUAAAAUACUUAUUCUUCGCUACUAGUUUGUGACUUUGAACCCUACUUUGCUUACGUUUAUUUGGGCAGUUGAAUAGUAACACUUGUGCCCCCAUAAAUAAUGUGACUGAAAACCUAAUCAAUAGAUGUGUACUUGGUAAAUGAGUUAGGUUACCAUAAUGAAGAUUAGUUAAAAUUAUGGAAAUCUGUUGACUUUUUAUCCUCAAAUUUUGAAGUAUAUUUCACCGUUUUGAAAGACUAUUCUCAGUGCUUAGCUAUGAAAAUUGUUAGGGAACAUGUUCUUCAGAUGAUACCUCUUAGUGAUUAGUGACUGGGAAGGUUGUGACGAGGUACUGAGGGACAACUGCUUCCUUUAAAGCUGGUUGUGUGCUUUAAUGAUGUUCAGUCGAUAGGAAACCUUACUUAACCUAGGUUUUGUGCUAAUCGAUACUCGUCAGAAACGUGUAUCUAUAAUCAUGGCGGGGGGUUAAUGCUUUCUGGCGAAUUCUUCGAUCUCGUGUCACCCAGCUUCAUAGUUUGUUAUUGUUAUAUCCGUGUCGCUUAUUACUUAUACUUCAAGAGGAGAGCGAGAAAUCACUGCAAUUUCAACGAUGUGAAGUAAGAACAUCAAAACUGUUACAAGUGAAGAUUUAUUAACCCUAAAACGCGACAAUCCGAGUUGAAAAUACACUCAUUUAUAUUAUAUUGAAUCUAAACCCAUUUUGAUUAUUAGUUAGAAUUAAGUCACACAAAUUAAAAAUACCCAGUUAUAACAAAAUCACAUGCUACAUGUCAUGCUGAGUAUAGUUUAUUUGAAUUUAAUACAAGAAUAUUGUAUGUUAUACAGACUAAAACAUCACACUGGGAAACAAAACAAGUACUACACUAAGUAUGAUUUUGAGAUAGUGGAGAAGAUUUGUAGCUCAGGUGGAUGAUUUUGGUGGAGUUUUGUUCUCUGAGCUGGAUGGUUUGGUCGUGGAGCUUUCAUCGUUCUUCUGAACGACAUCAUCAGCACAAACUUCAGAUAGAAGUGAAGUGUUUGAAUUUCUCCAUAUGUAUCUCAAAGCUUGUUCUGUGCACCUCGACGUUGAUUGGUUCUUAUUGACAAAAUAUCAUGCACAAACAUAAGAACAAAAAUCAAAACAAUGGGAGACACAACCAAAACAAAGAAGUAAACAACGACAAAUUUAAGGUCAAUAAGAACCAAUCAACGUCGAGGUGCACAGAACAAGCUUUGAGACACAUAUGGAGAAAUUCAAACACUUCACUUCUAUCUGAAGUUUGUGCUGAUGAUGACGAUGAAAGCUCCACGACCAAACCAUCCAGCUCAGAGAACAAAACUCCACCAAAAACUACACUAAGUAAUUAUCACAUUGAAUAAAAAAACGGGAGUAAUGUUGAAUAUGAAUUGUAAUGAGUCAAAUUUUGAUUUUCCGUUUUAUCUUGUCUUAUCACCUCCCCUUUUCUUUGUAAUUGAAUACGUAGGAAUAAGUUUUUCCAUGGAGUAUCCAUUCGAAAUAUUGUUGUUCUUCUUCAUACCCGAUAGGAUCUCGGCUAGUCCAGCUUUCAGUUGGGCUUUUUUCAGUUUUAUGCUAACUUUGCUCUGCUCUUUUGUUCAAUGCAUAUAUGGUUCUCCUUCCCCUCACGAAAGGAUGUUCGAUCUUCAUAUACCCACGUUACAAAUAAUGUAACUUUAUUGAUCUGAACUGUCUCAACAUUACUCACACCUUCAUUAUAUGUGUCAAGACAGUUCUACUGUAUGGGGCGGAAACCUGGAGAACUACGAAAGCCAUCAUUCAGAAGAUACAAGUGUUUAUUAACAGUUGUCUACGCAAAAUACUUCGGAUCCGUUGGUCAAACACUAUUAGCAACAACCAACUGUGGGAAAGAACAAACCAGAUCCCAGUGAAGGAAGAAAUCGGGAAGAAGCGAUGGUAGUGGAUAGGACAUGACGGUUUUUCCACCUUUCAUAUAAAGAAAAAAAACGAUGCCAUUUUUUCCAGACACAAUACGAAUAAGCAUAUUUUACAUUUUAAUUUGUCAGUAAUAAAGUAUAUGACACAUGUAGGCUCGCUUUGUUGCUAAAACAUUUAAGUGGAACGGUUUAUGUGCUUCAUACAUAUUAAGAUCAGUAGGUUGCUGCAUUCUGCAUACAGGUAUAUUGUGCAAUUGGAAUGACUUUAAUUUACUAAAACAAAGUUGACUUUUUUAUGUUUGACAUUCACUUUGUCCGAAUAAGCAAGAUAGUAAGUAUCAUCAGAUUCGUUGGGUAUCUGUUAAUAACUAUAACAAAUAUUGAAAUUUGAUGAUUGCUCAUCAUACAAUUUUCCAGAAACACUGAGUGCUUUACACAAAGUGACCAUCUUUAACAUUUUGGAUGACAUCAAAACGGCAUAUUUUUUUUUCUUCAUUUGACAUCAUCUUCGUGAGCCAAGGUCUAGUUCAACUACUUUCAUCUUAAAUAAAUCUUUAUUUUUACCACUGCAAGCAUUGAGCCUUACUCGUAAUUUCAAACUUGUGGACUAAGUUUAAAUUUUUCGACUGCAUGAACGACAUUACUCCUAGGCAUUCUGGUUUUGGGACAGCUUCGCGAACACUUGUUUCAUCCCUUGAUUCAUAGCAUUGACUAGGGAUUCUAAGUGACAUAUAAAGUGUGCGCGCACUCAAUAUCCGUUACAAAAACAUCCGGAAUGCCCUGGUACGGCCAAGGGUGGGGGCAGUCAGCUCUCCCACUUGAAAUGCUCUUACAUGGCCGCGCAUAUACAACCACUGCUAGGGAAGUCAUACUCGCUGCCUUCUUGUGGCGUUACUGUUGUUUACGAAAUUGAGAGGACGGAAAGCGAAUGUCCGGCGCUUCAACCGGACUGGUGAAUAUUGAGGAUCCACUGAGGGCAGUUGGAAAACCCAGAUUCCAAACCAAUGGUGCACAUGGGCUUCAGGAUCCAUAGGGAACAAAUGGAGUAUGAACCUAUUGUUAGUCACUGGCGACCUUGGGACGGAAUCUCCUGACGUUGCUUCACUGCCUUGUGGGUCAGACUUUUAGGUCAAAGGCUCGCGGUUUGGCCCCCUAAGAAAACCAAGUGGUUCGGUUUGGGCACCCGAACAGUAUCCCAGCAUUUACUUGAUUAUUUUGAAUCUGUUUUUAAGUUGAUAGAGUUACAAGAAUGAUCAUAAAUUAUGCAGAAAUCCAAUGUUGUGCUGAAGAAAAAUCAGUAUAAUUAUAAUAGACAUCAGAAAGUUUUGUGAUUUGUGAUAGUUAAUUAGUGGUUUACUUAGUGUUGUUGUUUUUUUACUUGUAUCUUCCCAUUGUUAUUUAGGACUGUAAUUGAUCAGUCUCAUGUUGGCAUAUGUUCAUCCUGUGCGAAUUGCCUCGAUAUAACCUUAAUUCACAAGCAUUAUAAGCAAAGAUGGAUAGUGGCUAGCAGUGGAAUCCAGGACGUUAAUUUCGUCUUAUUUGGGACUCGUCAACUGGAUGUACCUGCAUCCCAGAGUUGAUGUUCACUCCGGGAAUCGAACCCAGUAUCGUUCGCUUCAAAUGCCAUCGUGUUAUCCACUGAGCUACUGAGUACUGAUAGUCACUUGCUUGUGCAGUGGAAUGAAGUUAAAUUCACUUGUUGUUGUUUUUACUUGUAACUUCCCUGAUGAGUCAUAAAUAGGACGAAACGCGCGUCUUGAAUUCCACUGCUAGCCACUAUCCAUCUUUCUUUAGUUAAUGGUUAUUUCAAAAACUAUACUUUUAACUGUCUUGUCUUAUAAUGUCAAUUCCUUGGAGGAAGUGGAGCAGAAUUAAUAUUAUGAUAGACAAGGUUUCAAUUCAUUAAAGGGUAAGUAACCUACUUAGAUUGAUUCCCUCAAAUCACCCAUCCUGUUUGGUUUGUGUUAAUAUUUUGCACGUGAGCAUGUUAUUCUAUUGUAUAGAAAACCCUCUAUUUUGUUUGUCAGCUGCCUUAUCCCAUGAUAUCAGUUGAUCUGGAGACUUAAGUCAAAAAACUUUAGUUAUGUAUCAUUACAUAUUAUCAAUCACCUGAUCUUAUCAUUUGACUUCAUUAGUCCAACAAUAUCUAAAUAUCCUUUAACAAUCUUAAUCCAUAACAUAAACUUGUUUGUCAUUGUUUUAUUUCAUCUGUAAUGGAAAUGAUGUUGUUACUCUCUCUCUCUCUCUCUCUCUCUCUCUCUUUCCCAUCUCAACACAGUUAUGAUCUUAUCAAUGUUUCAUUGGCUUCAAAACCUGAAUGGUUUUUAGAAAUGUAUCCAAUUGGCAAAGUUCCAUUAUUAUUAUUACCAAAUGAACAAAAAUUACCAGAAUCCGAUGAGAUUAUACGUCAUAUAGAUAAAUUAUAUGGUUCUGAAACUUUAUUAUCCCAUUGUGGUAUUGAAGAAUUUGAAAAAGCUAAAGAACUUAUUACUGGUAUAUCGAGACCAAGUUAUAUGAUUAUGUGUGUGCAAGAAAUAAAUCUAUGUGAUGUAUCAUUGUAUCGAGCAGCAUGCAAUAAGAUAAAUGACGCUAUCAAAGGUCCAUAUUUUACUGGUCCUGAAUUAAGUCUAGCCGAUUUGAUUUUGUUUCCACAUUUGCAUCUAUUCGAAGUGGUUAUGGGUCGAAUAACCGGUAAAAAACCAGAAGAAAUCAAUGAACUAAAUAUAAAUGAUGAAUUACGUAAAGAAUUCCCAAAAUUGACUGAAUUUUUAGAUACAAUGCGUAAACAAUCAUUUGUGAUUGAUGUUACUAUCCCAUAUCGUAUUCAUGUUCAAUAUGCGGCUUCAGUACUUUCAGGUCAUGCUAAUCCAGACAUAGAAUAG